CGCGUGACGGCCGGCGGGGGCGGCGGCGGGGGCGGGCCGCGGCGGCACGCUAGGCCGCCGUACUUAAGGCGCGCCGCGCCGCCGCCGGCGCCACUGACGCGCACGUAGACGCCGACGACAUGUGGACCCCUCUGCGCCUCUCCGCCUGUGCGGCCCUCCUGCUGCUCCUGGUCGCUGCCGCCCAAGCAUGGGACGUCAACAUGAAACUGACUGGACGAAUUAUGGAUGCAGCAAAGGAAGUGGACCACAAGUGCCGUGGAUCUACUGGGGUGCCAAGAGAAAUGCUCCAUAGAUAUGCUGAUGGGGAAACAGUAGAUGACGAUGAUUUCAAGUGUUACUUGAAAUGUAUUAUGAUUGAGUUUAAUUCUCUCUCAGAGGAUGGAGUUUUUGUUUUGGAAGAAGAAUUAGAAAAUAUUCCUCCAGAAAUAAAAGAAGAAGGCCAUAGGGUUGUACACAGCUGCAAACACAUAAAUCAUGAUGAAGCUUGUCAAACAGCUUACCAGAUACAUCAGUGCUAUAAACAGAGUGACCCUGAGCUGUACAGUCUGGUAGUUCGUGCAUUUGAUGCAACCAUUGAUGCCUGACAGGAAGUUGUUUCUGUCAGACAGUUAACAGUGAAAGGACUGUCAAAUUAGUCUGAGCUGUGAAAUGUUAUAUGGGUGCUUUCCAAAAUGGAUUUAAGUGGACUGUGUUGCAAUGUACACUGAAAAUUAAUAUCUGUACACCACAAUAAUAUGACCAAGUAAACAAUGGCAUCACAAAGUACAAUUCAAAAUAUUCUUGUAGAAAUGUUACUGAAGCCAGCUAGUGAUUAUUUUGCACUGAGGAAUAACAGUAUUUGGAAUGGUCAGAAACGAAGCAACUCUUAUUUGUACAUAUUACCAAUAUAUGAAAACAUGGAAAUACAGUUUCUAUCUGGCAAGAGAUCUGACCAGGCACGUAACAAUAAUCGUGUAGUAAACUUUUAUUACCUCCAUGAAAUACAUAUGCAGUUGAUGCUGGUGUCUCAGUGUCAUUCUGAACAUAUUCUGUUUGUGUAUAUGCUUGAGUUUUCUUGAAAAUUCUUGGAUAGACACUUAAGCAUGUCAAAAAUGGUUUGAUUCCUGUAUUAUAUCCCAUAAAAACACUAUGAUGUCUUGGUUCCAGCUUUCUGGUGCUGUUUACAUGUGCAGUGGACAUUCCAUGUAGACAUGUAUGCUGGAAGAUUUAUUUUGCUGUGAACACUGAUUCCAGAAAAAUUUUUAAGAAGUGUUUUCAGAAUGAGGAUACACAGACAAUUUGUACAAUAAUUUUCCUAUGAGGUGUAAACACUUAAUGUUAUCUCUCAUGUCUUUGGAACGUUUUACAAAUGCUGUUUACCAAAACAGAGGACUCCAUAUUGAGCUUAAAAAGAAAAUGGUUUUGGAAUAAUUUGUCCUCCACUUAUGCACAUCACAGUUUACUCAAAAACUCACUUUUGUUAUCAGUCACAAUGCAAUUAAAGAGUAUAUGUACCAUCACAAGUGUUAAUGAAUGUUUGUCAUUUAUGCAGUAUCUGCACUCUGGAUGUUUGCUGGUUAUGACUUUAAGCAACAAUUACCUGCUUUUGCUGAACAUUUAUUUGUUGCUCUUUAACAUCCGUGAGGCCUUUUUUCAUUUCUGAGGCUAAAGUUAUAAUUUCUUUCCAUUUAUAAUAUUGCAGUAUCAACUGUACUACAUUGCCCUGUAUCAAACACUUUUAUUACAAAAGUUGAAAUGGUAACACAUUAGAUGCCAGUAUUGAUAAACUAAUACUUACUGUUGCUAUUUUAUCACAAAUUUAUAUAGAUUACACAA
Molecule: messenger RNA, 1815 nt
Organism: Schistocerca gregaria
Lineage: Eukaryota; Metazoa; Arthropoda; Insecta; Orthoptera; Acrididae
Product: general odorant-binding protein 83a-like
Exons: 8
Coding region: 120-584 (154 amino acids)
Biological process (GO): sensory perception of smell
Molecular function (GO): odorant binding
Source: RefSeq, a predicted model, not a curated record